ACUGUAUCAUACUCGUACUCGUACUGCACCCAUUUUACGGACUCCCUCCCAAACAAACCACCCUCACUCCCCCUCUCACAACAUACUCGUUGCUCUACCCUCCUUCUGCGGAUCGGAUCCCCGCUUUUAAUCAUGGCUUCUUCCAUCGAGGGAACCGCUCAGAUACAACCAAGCAAAGCCCUGGGAUUUCUUGGUAUACCCCUUGCUGCGCUUUAGCUGCUUCAUUCGAGCUUCCAGGUUAACACCCCGCGGGUUGGUAGUUCUCGGUUCUUCUGUACACGAUGUUCUCGGUCGUCUCCGUGCUCAACCUCGCAUAUUUCCCUCCAUCUCGGUAAUCUAUGACUCUGCUGCACCGUUAGCCUCCCCGAUCGUGCUGACGCUUGAUUCCAACGGUCUACGCCUUCGUUUCGAUGGACCAGACCAACGCCUCCGGCUCAUCGAGGUGCUGGACUUUCAGAAAUCCAGAUUGUCCUAUAAUAGCGGUGAACUGACCAGGCCUGGAACAGGGACGGAGGGUCCUACUUUCCGGAGCAUUUACAAUAAGCUUUUUGGGCCCACCUAUCCAGGAGAGUACAUGGAGGACCAGGGUGUUUAUGUGCUAUCGUAUCCUGGAGUUGCCUUCUCGUUCCCAAUCAAAAAGGAAGCCUGGAAGGGGGGUGCAGAUUUCGUGUCGGUGCUCUCGUCGCCCGACGCCCAGCCUGCUAGUAGCAUGGCUAUUUUUGCUGGUCCGUCUUGGCUUGAGGCACGAACUGGCUUAUUCACCCGACCGGUACAGAACCCAAGACUACCUCUUGUCAAUGGGGCCAGUGCUAGAUUGUCUUCUGCAAACGAUGAGGUGGAGUUUGUCAGGUUCCGUGACGAAAAUAUGGUGGAAAUAGUUCGCCGUCAUAACCAACCGUUUUGGGUUAGGUUGCACUCGACCACUCCUCAAGACCUCAUCACGGAGCUGGGUCCUCCAAGCGCGAUAUACCGGAAGCACGAUCACAGGCUGUCCAUUCAUAGAACCAGAUCGUUAUCCGGAGGGGCAAAUGGGAGAGGCCACCAGGACGAUACAGACGAUACAGAGCCGGAGGACGCUCAAUCUGACGACGAGGAAGACGUGUCCGAUGUCUCCGCGACAUCAAACAGCGAUUACUUCUACAACUACUUCCAUCACGGGAUGGAUAUAUUCAUAUCCGCAACCCGCUCAUCUUCGCACCCAGUAGCCACCAAAAUCAUCCUUCACGGAAACGUACCCGGCAGUUUCGAGUUCCAAAGAUACAGGCGGGCCCGUUGGAGCAUAGAGCUCUCGGCAAGCCCCAAGAAGGUGGAGGAGCUGCGACUGCACAGUGAGAUGGGAUUUGAUGAGGCGUUGCCCCUGCUGCGCGAGAGAUUCGGGGAAGGGCAGAGGCCCAUGCCCCUGAACCGGGGCAGCGAUUCGCCGAGUAGUAGCUGUGAACUAUUGGGCGGAUGGGAAGAUAAUGAGAGCGCAGGGGAUAAGGUUGAUAUCAAGGUUGUACCUGGUGGAAGUGAAAGUACAUUUGGUAAUACAGGUACGGUUUGCCCGUUUUGCCCCACCGAAUAAGCCCAGGAAACUGAAAACUCUAAGUAGAACUAUAUGGAUUCCCUGGAUUCAUAUUUGAGGUGCUGAGAAACAAAGCGAUAUCAUCUCUGACGGUGUUC
Molecule: messenger RNA, 1662 nt
Organism: Tuber aestivum (summer truffle)
Lineage: Eukaryota; Fungi; Ascomycota; Pezizomycetes; Pezizales; Tuberaceae
Source: the annotation of a GenBank genome assembly